Messenger RNA from Phalaenopsis equestris, 1463 nucleotides. Its product is annotated as F-box only protein 13-like. Gene Ontology annotation, molecular function: protein binding. The transcript is spliced from 2 exons. The record is from RefSeq and is a predicted model, not a curated record. NCBI's taxonomy places the organism in Eukaryota, Viridiplantae, Streptophyta, Magnoliopsida, Asparagales, Orchidaceae. The coding region runs from base 160 to 1386 and encodes 408 amino acids.
UCAUAUACGCAUCUAUGUUCUCGCAUUUUCCCUCUCUUCUGAGUCAACGCAAACAAAAAUAGUUUUUGACGAACAUUUAACUUUCUCCUUCUCUCUUCCAUUACAAGCAUUCACCUUGGCUUGCUUUCUUCUGCUUCCUGUCUGAAGAUCAUUAAGUUGAUGGCAAAGGAUGCUUUGGUAGUUCAUGGGAGGACGAAGAAGAGGAAGGCAUCCGGAGAAGCUCAUGCAAGCCCCACUUUCUCCUUGGAUGAACUGAGUCAAGACUUACUUGAGAGAGUCCUUUCAUGGCUUCCGGCCUCAAGCUUUCUCCGGCUGCGUUCAGUGUGCAAAAGAUGGAGCUCUGUUUCCACCUCUCCAACGUUUCAAAUCGCCUGCUCCCAGAUCUCAUUCAGAGAUCCUUGGUUUCUUAUGGUUGAUCAUGAACUCAACCAAUCUGUAAUUUUUGAUACCAGUGAAGGGAAUUGGAAGGGUCUCAUUCGCCCUACUGGAUUCAGCCAAGCCAAGCAAAUCGCCAUUGCAUCCUGUGACGGCCUGGUCUGCUUCCGUGACACCUCCGGCGGCGGCUUAGAGGUUUGCAAUCCGGUCACCGGAGCCCGUCGCGAGCUCCCUCUACCUGAAUUUACCCAGCCUCUUCAUGCUAUUUCCAUGAGCUCCUUCCACAAACACUCAUCUUUCUCCUCCUACAGAAUUGUAUUAGUUUAUGGUGAAUUUCCAAACCUCUCUUUCAGACUGUUCAAUUCAGAAAAAAACCAGUGGGAGGAUGAGGUGAUCCUAACACAUAAGGCAGGGGAUUCCUCCGACACCGAUAUCUCUGGCGGCCAAACUGUCUACUUUCUCAGCAAAUCCGGGGAGGUGGUGGCUACAAACAUGCUCAGAAGCCCAUCCAAAGAGUUCUCAUCAGUAUCUUCAAUUGAAAAUGGUGAAGAGAUAGUUUAUUUUCUCAGUCACUCUGGGACAGUGAUGGCUUGCAACCUCAGCAAGAGAAAUUUCUAUGAGCAUCCAAGGCUGCUACCAAUAUACUCUGAGUACUCCAUUGAUGUGGUUGUCUGCAAGGGUGAGUUGAUGGUCGUCGUUCUGUCAGAAUUCCUCGAGACGGCAAGUGUUCGGGUGUGGAGAUUCUGCAAGAGGAGCAAGUCGUGGAGGCAGGUUGCGGCAAUGCCGCCGUCAAUAUCUCACGAGCUCUACGGUAAGAAGGCUGACUUAAACUGUGAUGGAUGUGGGGAUAUGAUCUUUGUAUGUUUGAAUUCUGCAGAUUUCAGCAGCUGUGUGGUCUGUAAUGUUGUGGAGAAUGUUUGGAUGGAGCUGCCAAAGUGUGUUGUGAAUGGGGAGGAUAAGGAAUUUGUGUCUGCCUUCUCUUUUGAGCCAAGAGUUGAGGCUUGUGUUUGAGUCUCAUGUGUAUUGAAUUCUGUCAUUUUGAUUGCUUGUGUUUGAUUCAAUGCUGAUGCAAGUUUUUUAGCUUGUUU